Messenger RNA from Raphanus sativus (radish), 1173 nucleotides. RefSeq names its product cytosolic sulfotransferase 5-like. Gene Ontology annotation, cellular component: cytoplasm. Gene Ontology annotation, biological process: sulfation. The record is from RefSeq and is a predicted model, not a curated record. Lineage: Eukaryota; Viridiplantae; Streptophyta; Magnoliopsida; Brassicales; Brassicaceae. The transcript has a single exon. Bases 11 to 1045 code for a protein of 344 amino acids. Gene Ontology annotation, molecular function: sulfotransferase activity.
UAUAUCUGUUAUGUUUCGUCUGAAGCUUAACCACAUCAUUUUAUACAAGAACUUACUAACAAAUAUGGACCUGAAGGAGCUUCCAUCGAACGUUGGUGACAACAAGAUAAGCGAAGAAACAAGUAUUUUGAUCUCUACUCUUCCUUCACACACAGAUUUUCGAGCGAAUAAGCUUUGUAAUUAUCAGGGAUCUUGGUAUUACUACAACACUCUUCAAGGCGUUCUUAAUUUCCAGGCAGGUUUUAAACCGCAAGACACUGAUAUAAUCCUUGCUUCUUACCCCAAAUCAGGCACUACAUGGCUAAAGGCCCUCACCGUCGCCCUUAUGGAGAGAUCAAAGAGCCCUUCCUUUGAUCAUCAUCCUCUACUAUCUGACAAUCCUCAUGGCAUUGUACCAUUCUUGGAGAUCGAUGUGUAUCACGAAAGCUCAAGUCCUAACCUAGCCAAGUUCUCAUCACUUCCGAGGCUGUUCUCAACUCACAUGCCAAUGCACGCCAUGCACGAAAACCUCAAGGACUCUCCUUGCAAGAUUGUGUACGUGUGCAGAAACGUGAAGGACACAUUGAUCUCGUGGUGGUUUUUUGGGAGUGCUAUUCAUAAAAUGGAACCAAACAGAAGUCUUCUUGAGUCUACCUUCAAAGCGUUUUGCAAUGGAACUAUCUAUUAUGGACCCAUUUGGGAACAUGUCUUGAGUUAUUGGAGAAGAUGCUUGGAGGAUCCCAAGAAAGUGCUUUUCAUGAGGUAUGAGGAGAUGAAAGAGGAGCCUCGUGGUCAGAUCAAGAGACUUGCUGAGUUUUUGGGUUGUCCUUUUACUAAGGAAGAAGAAGAUAAUGGACUAGUGGAUGAGAUCUUGGACUUUUGCUCUCUGCGUAACUUGAGUGGUUUGGAAGUUAACCAAACAAAGAAAUUUAACAAAGUGGAUCGCAAGAACUUUUUCCGUAAAGGAGAAGUUGGUGACUGGAAGAAUUAUCUUACUCCUGAAAUGGAGAACAGGCUAGACAUGAUCAUCCAAGAAAAACUGCAAGGUUCUGGUUUGAAAUUUUAGAAAUUUAUAUGGUUUGUGUGUUUUCUUUGUUUUUAUCUUUUAAUUGUCAUCAGCAGAUCCAAAGCUCUAUUCAAAAGUUUCUGCAGCAAUAAUAUCUAUAUUAUUAAAACUGAAGUAUAUUUUAUUAA